GGUCUCCACUUUAGUUGUUUGACGACAUCACGAGCGAUCGGUUGAGGUUGUUCGUUCGUUUAUCCGGUUUAACUAUAUACUGCCGCCGCCGCCGUUGUUCGAUUAAUCUCCUCCACACUGCGAUCCAGUCGCACGUCAUCGCCAGACGUGUUGUUCGAUUGAUUAUUGCAAAUAAUACGGAUAAAAGUACGGGUACAAACACCUCGUAUCUAUAAUUCCCAAACAAAGAGAUACCAACAAACUAAUCGGGAAUGACGGCGAACAUGGCGAAGAGUCCGCGCCCGCUGAAAAUAACCAUCGUGGGCGAUGGCAUGGUGGGCAAAACCUGCAUGCUGAUAACCUACACACAAAACGAAUUUCCCGAGGAGUACGUACCCACCGUGUUCGACAACCACGCCUGCAACAUAGUCGUCGACGAUCGGGACUACAAUCUGACUCUCUGGGACACCGCCGGGCAGGAGGAUUACGAAAGACUGCGGCCGUUGAGCUAUCCCAAUACAAACUGUUUCCUCUUGUGCUACUCGAUCAACAGCCGCACCUCGUUUGAAAAUAUAAAGAGCAAGUGGUGGCCCGAGAUCCGUCACUUUUCCAAUCACGUGCCCGUUGUGUUGGUGGGCACCAAACUGGAUCUACGCAUCCCCAACUCCGAGAAGUUCGUAACCACACAGGAGGGAAAGCGACUGCGCAAGGAAAUCCACGCCGCGAAUCUGGUCGAGUGUUCGGCCAAGAAAAAGCAGAACCUGCAGCAGGUCUUCGAGGAAGCGAUACGCGCCGUAGACAGGAAACCAAAGACGCCCAAGCAAUCGUGCACAUUACUGUGAACUAAGUGUAUGCCUACUGUUUAAUAUUGUUAUUAUGCGUAAUGUAUUAUGUAACUAAUUCGUCGGAAUACUUGUGCUUUGUUUUCGCAAAAAAAAAAAAACUGUGUAGAAAAUGUAACAUUAAGUUCUUAUCAUUAAGUGCCACUUGUAUGAGAAACAUUUAUUAUACAUGCAACCAAAGGGCAUUCAUUGUAAAAAGAUAAAUCAAAGGCCAAUACAAAAUGAAAAUAAUAUAUCCACAUACAUAUAUAAUAAUAAGGAAUUGAAUUUAAAUCCAUAUGGCAGUAAAGCCCGCCCAUGUAUAUUGUACAUUUUCAAUAAAACCCUAGUCAUUAAAA
Messenger RNA from Drosophila ficusphila, 1159 nucleotides. It is a transcript of the gene RhoL, whose product is annotated as ras-like GTP-binding protein RhoL. Gene Ontology annotation, biological process: small GTPase-mediated signal transduction. The transcript is spliced from 4 exons. Gene Ontology annotation, molecular function: GTP binding; GTPase activity. The coding region runs from base 252 to 821 and encodes 189 amino acids. NCBI's taxonomy places the organism in Eukaryota, Metazoa, Arthropoda, Insecta, Diptera, Drosophilidae. The record is from RefSeq and is a predicted model, not a curated record.